GACAGAGUAAGGAGUGGGGUGGAGCGUGUGUGGAGUGGGGGCCGCGGCCCGGGUCAGAGCCGCCGCGGACCAAGAGAUUCUGCAGAAAUCCUACCUCCGGGGGAGCGUGCACUGCCAGGCAGCAGAAUUGUGAGCUUGAGUGAGGCAGACAUCUAGAAAUAUGAGCUCCAUGAUGGCCAUGGGUGAGCCCAGGCUGAACUGGGAUGUUUCCCCCAAAAAUGGCCUUAAGACAUUUUUCUCUCAAGAAAAUUAUAAAGAUCAUUCCAUGGCUCCAAGUUUAAAAGAACUAUGUGUUUUGUCUAACAGACGUAUAGGAGAAAAUUUGAAUGCCUCAGCAAGUUCUGUAGAAAAUGAGCCGGCAGUUAGUUCAGCAACUCAAGCAAAGGAAAAAGUUAAAACCACAGUUGGAAUGGUUCUUCUUCCAAAACCAAGAGUUCCUUAUCCUCGUUUCUCUCGUUUCUCACAGAGAGAACAGAGGAGUUAUGUGGACUUGUUGGUUAAAUACGCAAAAGUUCCUGCAAAUUCCAAAGCUGUUGGAAUAAAUAAAAAUGACUACUUGCAGUAUUUGGAUAUGAAAAAACAUGUGAAUGAAGAAGUUACUGAAUUCCUAAAGUUUUUGCAGAAUUCUGCAAAGAAAUGUGCACAGGAUUAUAAUAUGCUUUCUGAUGAUGCUCGUCUCUUCACAGAGCAAAUUUUGAAAGCUUGCACUGAACAAGUGAAAAAGUAUCCAGAGUUCUACACUCUCCAUGAAGUCACCAGCUUAAUGGGAUUCUUCCCAUUCAGAAUAGAGAUGGGAUUAAAGUUAGAAAAAACUCUUCUUGCAUUGGGCAGUGUAAAAUAUGUAAAAACGGUAUUUCCCUCAAUGCCUGCAAAGUUGCAGCUCUCAAAAGAUAACAUAUCUACCACUGAAACACCAGAAAAAACAGCUGCAGCUAUGCAUUCUGAUAUUAGUAAAGAUCCAAAUGCAGAGAAGCUUGUUUCAAGAUAUCACCCCCAGAUAGCUCUAACUAGUCAAUCAUUAUUUACCUUAUUAAAUAACCAUGGACCAAACUACAGGGAACAGUGGGAAAUUCCAGUGUGUAUUCAAGUAAUACCUGUUGCAGGUUCAAAACCGGUUAAAGUAAUUUAUAUUAAUUCACCACUUCCCCAAAAGAAAAUGACAAUGAGAGAGAGAAAUCAAAUCUACCAUGAAGUUCCAUUAAAAUUCAUGAUGUCCAAAAACACAUCUGUUCCAGUUUCUGCAGUAUUUAUGGACAAACCAGAAGAUUAUAUGUCUGAAAUGGAUAUGUCUUAUGAAGUUAAUGAGUGCCGAAAAAUUGAGACCCUUGAAAAUUUGGACCUGGAUUUUGAUGGUGACGUCACAGAACUUGAAACUUUUGGAGUAAACACCACCAAACCAUCUAAGUCACCAAGUCCAGCAGGCACUUCCACAGCACCCAACACAGCAGAUACUCCCACAGCUCCCAGCACUGCAACCACAUCUGUGGCAUCACGUGCACCGGACACUUCUGCUCAUUCUAGAAGUUUAUCUCAGAUUCUGAUGGAACAGUUGCAAAAGGAGAAACAGCUGGUGACCUGUAUGGACAGUGGCCCUGAAGAGUGCACAAAUAAAGAUGAUCAGGGAUUUGUACCAUGUGGUGACACAUCAAAUCCUGACAAGUCUUUGGUGCAAGAUAGUGACUUGAGAAUGUCUGAUUCCUUACAGUUAGAAAGUUCUACAGAAAUUGAAACCUCUAAUAAAACUGAUUUAGCUACUAAUACAGUAUAUGCCCCUGAAAAACCAAAUGUUCUGGAGAACACAGACAAUUCAAAGGAAAAGACUGUCACCCCAGAAGCAGUGAGAAGUGAAGAUGUAAUUCUUUGCAAUAGUGAUACAGAUGAAGACUGUUUAAUUAUUGACACAGAGUGUCAAAAUAAUAGUAAUACAAAGACAGCUGAUGUGAAUUCUAAGUUAAGUUCUAAACCAGCUAGCCCUAAUUCUUCGUCCGCACAGGCUUCUGUAGGAAACCAGACCAAUGCUACUUGUAGUCCUGAAGAGUCGUGUGUUUUAAAAAAACCUAUCAAACGAGUAUAUAAAAAAUUUGAUCCAGUUGGAGAAAUUUUAAAAAUGCAGGAUGAACUCUUAAAGCCAAUUUCCAGGAAAAUACCUGAAUUGCCCUUAAUGAAUUUGGAAAAUUCUAAACAACCUCCGGCUUCUGAGCAGUCCUCUGCUCCUUCAGAUGCCUGUAGUUGGCCAAAAUCUGUAUGGCCUUCUGCGUUUCAGAAUCCAAAAGGACGAUUGCCAUAUGAACUUCAGGACUAUGUUGAAGAUACAACAGAAUAUGUAGCUCCUCAGGAAGGAAAUUUUGUUUACAAGUUAUUUAGCCUGCAAGACCUGUUGUUACUUGUGCGAUGCAGUGUCCAGAGGAUAGAGACCAGACCACGUUCUAAAAAACGGAAGAAAAUCAGAAGACAAUUUCCAGUUUAUGUACUACCCAAAGUGGAAUAUCAAGCUUGUUAUGGAGUUGAAGCUCUAACUGAAAGUGAACUUUGUCGCUUAUGGACUGAAAGUUUAUUGCAUUCCAACUGCUCGUUUUAUGUUGUGAUAAACUCAUGACAUUUUACUCAAGUGGAUAAUCAAAGAGAGAGUUGGCCAACAGUGAUUAAAGCACAGCCCAGAAAUAAACAGUGAUACUGCUGGAAGUGCAGUCCGAAUUGAACAUAAGUGGAGUUGCAGGAGAAAUAGCCGACCAUGGCAGUGUCGGCGCUGCUGCCGUUCAAGAGACCACAGAUAUGUCGCUGCAGGAACGUAGCGGAGGCUAACUUGCGGACAUAAAUGAGGAAAGUGGUUUUGAUAUGAAGGAUGAAAAAGUGACACCAGCAUAAGAUUUUACAUAAAGAAACUCUUGGGGAUGUUUCCUGACAUUGAAAGCACAGAAGAUACCAUGUUGGAAGCUGAUCCUCACUUAGAAAGGAAUAUGACAGUUCACGGCAUAGAAGAGAUACGUGCUUUCUAUCAUAAGUUGUACCAAAAGAAAGUGGCAAGCAAGCAGUGUUCAAACUGCUCUUGAUAAGUUUCCUAUAAAUAAAAGAAUCUUCAGUGUUUUUAAUGUUUUAAAUUCCAGUAAAUUCCAGUAUACAAAUAAACACUAGCUUUACUAUCUUUUUCAUUUCCCUAUAUACAUUUACAAUUGAUCGAGAAUUCAUAAUGUUUUGACAAAAAAUUUUAAUGGUUAUGGAACAUCUGUAAUUUUUCCCCUGAUAAUUAAAAUUGCUUGCUUGGUUUCAGUUUGUAUGGUUUUUUAUAUCAUCCCAUACUGCAUGCAAAGCAGGACUGCCUGUGUGUAUGUAUGUAUGCACGUAUAGGUGUGUUUGUGUAUAUGUAUGGUUUGAUACAUGUAUAUAAAGCCUUUAUUUGUAUUAUAUAAAGGCUUUAUUUGUACUCUGUAAAGCAGUGUUUCCCCAACCUUGACACACAAACAAUACUUGGAUAGCACACUGUGAUGUACAAAAGUGAUUGCUCAUGGCUGCCGGGCAGCGGCCAAGAAACUUUCCAUCCCAAGCCUUCCUCCGCUGCCCCAAGGGAUGAGGAGAUGAAUAUCUCAAGUACACAUAUGAGUCAUUUGAGGCCUGCAGGGGAAAAUGCUCUUAUAUUGAAAGGAUUUUAAACUCCUUGAGGAAGUAGGCCAUGUGGCACUUAGAAUGGCAUUCUCUAUAUAGUCUUCUUUGACCAUAUUUGACAUGUACUAUAACACAUAAUUUUUACUGAGAUUUACUUAUCUUGAAGAUAAGACUUGUUAAUCUCCUCAAAGGUGUAUUUAGUAAAUGUUUGAAUAUAUUAUAUUUAAGAUUCCCUUUCUACAGUAAGUAAAACAUUAAAGUGUAUCUCUGUUAUUAGAAAUGCCACUGUAUAAUGAGUGUUAGAAAUGCAGAGGUGAAACUAAAACUUGGCAUAGGGAAUAACAAGUGGAAGUGGGAAAAAUGGAUUCAUUGUUUUAAGGAAAAGCAUCUGGUAAAAUGUUUCUAAUUCUUUUUAUGAGCACAAAGCAAAUGAAAGGGGGCUAUAUAUAAAAAUGACAUGUGCAUUUUUUAUUGUCCCGAUGAUUGACAUCAGCUUCUGGGUAAUGUGUUUUGAUAACUAAAUAUUGCAAAUUAAAAAAUAAAAACAAAACAUGGUAUUUUCAGCA
Messenger RNA from Hyaena hyaena (striped hyena), 4166 nucleotides. RefSeq names its product interactor of little elongation complex ELL subunit 2 (gene ICE2). The transcript is spliced from 13 exons. The record is from RefSeq and is a predicted model, not a curated record. Gene Ontology annotation, cellular component: transcription elongation factor complex. Lineage: Eukaryota; Metazoa; Chordata; Mammalia; Carnivora; Hyaenidae. Gene Ontology annotation, biological process: snRNA transcription by RNA polymerase II; snRNA transcription by RNA polymerase III; positive regulation of transcription by RNA polymerase III. Bases 161 to 2596 code for a protein of 811 amino acids.